This is a messenger RNA of Oryzias melastigma (Indian medaka), 796 nucleotides long. RefSeq names its product protamine-like protein. Gene Ontology annotation, molecular function: structural constituent of chromatin; DNA binding. The transcript has a single exon. Gene Ontology annotation, cellular component: nucleosome. Lineage: Eukaryota; Metazoa; Chordata; Actinopteri; Beloniformes; Adrianichthyidae. Gene Ontology annotation, biological process: nucleosome assembly. The record is from RefSeq and is a predicted model, not a curated record. The coding region runs from base 71 to 595 and encodes 174 amino acids.
AGAGGUUAAGCAGAGAUAUCACUCUGACUCGUCUGUGACCUUGACUGACCUGACUCCGCCCUCAGAGACCAUGUCUUCUGCAGCCAUCGCUUUGCCGGCGGCACCUCCAGCCAAAUCUCCAAAAAAGAAAGCGAAGAAGGCGUCGGGCCCUACACUGUCCAGCCUGAUCUUGAAAGCUGUGUCUGGAUCCUCAGCGCGCGGCGGCGUGUCCCUGGCGGCACUCAAAAAGGCCCUGAAAGCCGGCGGCUACGAUGUGGUGAAGAACAAAGGCAGGAUCGGGGUGGCCAUCAAGCGGCUGGUGAAGAAAAAAACUCUGGUUCGGGCCAAAGGCUCCUUCAAACUGAACAAGAAGCCCCCCACACCGCGCAAGAAGAAGGUGGUGAAAAAGAAGGCCAAGGCCAAGAAGGUGAAGAAGGCAAAGGCCAAGAAAGCAGUCGCCGGAUCUGCCAAAAAAUCACCUAAAAAGAAGAAGGCAAAGAGCCCCAAGAAAGCCAAGAAACCAGCUGCGGCCAAAAAGCCCAAGAAGCCGAAGAGCCCCAAGAAGGCCAAACGCAAGGUGGCCAAGAAGGCCAAGAAGGCUCCUGCCAAGAAAUGAAGGCUGCUCCUCCAGGACCAUCAGCAGACGUUUCUGUCAGCCCUCGACUCUGUGUGGACUAAAAACUUUCUUUGCUAAAGCUUUUUUUGGUUUUCUGUUGUAGAAAAACCUUAAACUGGAUGCUGUUGCACUUUCUCCUCCUCUUUCUGUCAGUCUUUAAAAGACUAAAAUACAGGCUGGAAAUAAAGUCCUUUUGAUGUA